CACAACUACUGCUAACUCUCAAGUGUUCUUCUGUUAGAAUCAAGUUGUGUUUAGUGGUUCAGAAAUGGCUCUUUCCAAUUUUUCGUCAACUGGUUCCGAGGAUUUUUACAAAAUGGUGGACAAAGAGAGUAUUACCAAGACCUGGACACUAACCCACUCUCCGAUCCCUGUAUCGUUGUCUAUACUUGUUUACCUAUUGAUUGUGGUACAUUUUGGACCAAAGAUCAUGGCUUCGAGGAAACCUUAUAAUCUCAAGACCUUCAUGAGAGUCUACAAUAUCAUACAGAUAGUUUACAACGCAUUCGUUCUGUCCCAGGUGUUUGUAACGCCAGGAGCAGUAGAGUAUUUACUGGAACACAGUUGUCGUGUCGACGACCCCGACAAUAUCAAACAUCUCAGACACACAUUCCUUUACUGUUCUUGGCAUUACUUUGUUUUGAAACUUCUGGACUUAUUUGACACGGUGUUUAUGGUUUUACGCAAGAAGAACACACAUAUAACAUUUCUACACAUUUACCACCACUGCGCUAUGGUGGUUUUUACUUGGUACAGUAAUAAAUACAUUAAAGCUCAGCAAGCGACAAUACCAGCACUGAUUAACACGGCAGUUCACUGCGUCAUGUAUUUCUAUUACUUUCUCGCUACAUUUGGCCCUGGGAUGCAAAAACAGCUCUGGUGGAAGAAAUAUCUUACUACACUCCAACUGGGACAGUUUGCAGUAGUGAUCCUGUAUCUGUGGCUUCUGUACCACCAGGACUGUCAAGUGUCACAGGACUUCAAUGUCAUUUGGAUCAUCAACGUAGCCGUGAUUGCAGCCUUCUUCGUCAACUUCUACAUCCAAACAUACAUUGUAAAGCCUCAGUCUCAACUACGGUGUAAAACAAAGAAACAGUAAACGCUAAGUUUGAAUAUAGUUAAAAACAUAACAUUUACAUUAUACUUUAUUUUUGUAUAUAUAAAAAAAACUACUCAAGACUUUUGGACAUCGUGUACACACGUUGAUAAUAAAUAUAUAACAAAACCUGUUA
Macrosteles quadrilineatus (aster leafhopper) is the source of this 1028-nucleotide messenger RNA. Its product is annotated as elongation of very long chain fatty acids protein 4-like. NCBI's taxonomy places the organism in Eukaryota, Metazoa, Arthropoda, Insecta, Hemiptera, Cicadellidae. Gene Ontology annotation, cellular component: endoplasmic reticulum membrane. The coding region runs from base 65 to 895 and encodes 276 amino acids. The transcript has 7 exons. Gene Ontology annotation, biological process: very long-chain fatty acid biosynthetic process; fatty acid elongation, monounsaturated fatty acid; fatty acid elongation, saturated fatty acid. Gene Ontology annotation, molecular function: fatty acid elongase activity. The record is from RefSeq and is a predicted model, not a curated record.